UUUUCAGUGUUCCAGCGGUUGAGAGGAGUCGAAGUCGUCGAUGUAAAUUGUCGCUUUUAAGGACACAAUCUACUCAUUAAGUUGCUCAGAAAAUGCAGACCAUCAAAUGUGUGGUGGUGGGCGACGGCGCCGUGGGGAAGACGUGCCUCCUCAUCUCCUACACCACCAACAAGUUCCCGUCGGAAUACGUCCCCACGGUGUUCGACAACUACGCCGUGACGGUGAUGAUCGGCGGCGAGCCGUACACUUUGGGACUCUUCGACACUGCGGGCCAGGAGGACUACGACAGGCUGCGACCGCUCAGCUACCCUCAGACCGACGUCUUCCUCGUCUGCUUCUCCGUGGUGUCGCCUUCUUCCUUUGAGAACGUCCGCGAGAAGUGGGUGCCGGAGAUCUCCCACCACUGCCCGCGGACGCCGUUCCUGCUGGUGGGGACUCAAGUGGACCUGAGGGACGACGGCACCACCCUGGAGAAGCUGGCCAAGAACAAGCAGCGAGCGCUGACCGUCGAGAUGGGCGACAAACUGUCGCGGGAGCUCAAGUCCGUCAAAUACGUCGAGUGUUCGGCGCUCACGCAGAGAGGCCUGAAGAACGUGUUCGACGAGGCCAUCCUGGCGGCCCUGGAGCCUCCCGAGGUGAAACCCAAGCGGCGCUGCGUCCUGCUCUAAGACGCCGCUCGGCCCGGACGGAGGCGGCCAGGUGAACGUGGGUGGGGGCGGCGGGUUCUCGGGGGGACGGGGGGGGGUUCUUUGAAUGGACGCGACACACGAGGAGGCGGCUUUGUUGUUGCCAACUGGGAAAACAUUUGAAGGAAACCUUGGCGGUCAUGGAGACCUGCCUCAAAAAACUAAAACCACACUUAACACUUUGCAAAGUCACUCAUCUUGCCGUCUUUUGGCUUUUGUUCACCUUUUCAACUCCAGAAUCUUCCGUGGUUCCAACGUGAUAGUGAUGUGAACGCAAACAAAAUUUGGAUCAAAGCUUUUAAGAGAAAACUUUCAGUGCACUUUACUGAAUUGCAAUGAGGCACGUUUGCAAUAACCUAUCAUUGUUAUGUUUUAAAUCUGUGUUUCCCAACCUUUAUUGAGCCAAGGCACAUUAAAAAACAAAACAAAAAAAUCACGGCACACCACCAAGCACUGUUUUGCCUGUCACUAUAUGUCACUGGCUUACGUAAAUGAGCAAACGUACAUUAUUUGAAACAAAUAAAAAAUUGGGAGCAAUUAAGCGAAAAUCUGGUUAGUUGUUCACAGCGCAGUAGUUGGGGAUCACGUCUCACAAUCAGCAUGCUAUCCACAAAAAGAUGAAUUUUCUUUUGCCGUGUCUACAUGAACAUUGUGUGUGUGGACGACUUUUGGGGGCGCAAAAAACAAAGUGCAAUUUAUCGGGGGUUCACUGUAUUCAUCCCUAGUGCAAUCUUUUGUGCAAUACCAUUUAAAUACCUAGUGAGGAGGAGCUAACCUUGAGCCAGUAGACCUUUUGAAUCAUGGGUGCUGUAGAAAAUAAAUUGUAUUAACGUACAAUACAUACAGAUAUGUAUUUUUUUUUGUCAUACAAUGACAGAAAUUUGAUCAGUUUCUCAGAUUGGAAUCCUUUUUUUUUUUUUUUUUUUGAAAUUGUAAAGCCGGUUAGAAGUGUUCUUGUAAUUCAUAAUAUAUCUCUUGUGUUGAUUAUUCUCUUUUGACUUUGUGACCGUUAUGUGCCAACUUGGACGCAAACAAGCUUCUUCAACAGUGUUUCAGCUCCUGGAAAAUAAAUUAGAAAAAAAACA
Molecule: messenger RNA, 1771 nt
Organism: Phycodurus eques (leafy seadragon)
Lineage: Eukaryota; Metazoa; Chordata; Actinopteri; Syngnathiformes; Syngnathidae
Product: cell division control protein 42 homolog
Exons: 6
Coding region: 93-668 (191 amino acids)
Biological process (GO): modification of synaptic structure; small GTPase-mediated signal transduction
Cellular component (GO): dendritic spine
Molecular function (GO): GTPase activity; GTP binding
Source: RefSeq, a predicted model, not a curated record